Molecule: messenger RNA, 4114 nt
Organism: Schistosoma turkestanicum
Lineage: Eukaryota; Metazoa; Platyhelminthes; Trematoda; Strigeidida; Schistosomatidae
Source: the annotation of a GenBank genome assembly
UGCAAAGCCAGCGUUGCCUUGAUUAGUCACGGACCGCGAUGGCAUUAACUUCUGCUGCCGGACUUGUUUCUCUUUUGGAUGAUAAGGGCUCUGAUGUUAAAGCGUUUGCUCUGAAACGUCUCUAUGAGAUGGUUGACGAGUUUUGGGCUGAAAUUUCAGAAGCAGUAAUGAAAAUCGAGAUACUUCAUGAAGACUCUAACUUCGAGUACAAUAAACUGGCUGCUUUACUUGUGUCAAAAGUGUACUACCAUCUAGCUGUGUAUGAUGAUGCACUUCACUAUGCUUUAUGUGCUGAGGAUCUUUUUGAUCUAAAUGCGAAUACCGAAUUUGUGGAAACCAUUAUUGCUAAGUGUAUCGAUAAAUAUACCACUCUUCGGGUCGCUCAAGACCAAGUUGGGGAUUCAUCAGGUCCCGUGGUAACACAAGAUUCAGACGAUGGGUCCUGGUCCGUUAACAGUCCAACAUACAAAAGAUUAGAACAUGUUGUCAACAAAAUGUUCGACCGUUGCUUUGAUCAUAAACAGUAUAAGCAAGCUCUGGGGAUAGCUAUUGAGACUCGGAGGCUGGACAUAUUUGAGAAGGCAAUAGUUUCGUCAGAUGACCAAGAGGGCAUGCUUCGCUACGCUUUUCGUGUCGUUCUCACUCUCAUUGACAGUGUGCGCUUAAGAAACCGUCUUCUUAAAAUCUUAGUUUCUAUCUAUAUGAACCGAGCUCUUCCCUCCGAUGCUGUCAAUGUUUGUCAAUGCUUAGUACUAAUGGACGACCCACAGGCUACAGCAGAUACUCUAGAGCACUUGUUACUACAGUCACAAGAGGCAGCCGUAACAGCAUAUCAAAUAGGUUUUGAUUUGUACGAAAAUGCAACCCAAAACUUUCUUCAACGUGUUUCAGCCUCUCUUGCCCGGAGUUCAAAAUUAAGUCAUGUAAUGAAUUUAAUUGAGCGUGAUAAAACCUCUGCAAAAAGUUCAACAACAGAAGGUUCAGCUCCUACCACUGUUGAAGCUACCGAUAGUGAUAAAAGUAAAACAGACAACAAGGAAACGGAAGAAACAACGGAAACUGCAUCAGCUAGUGAAGCAAACAAAGAAACUGAGACGAAACCAGAUGAAACACUGUCAGAUUUGGAUAAAGAAAUUAAAAGUCGUCUUAUGCACUUGAUCAAUAUCUUAUCAGGAGAUAAAGUAAUUGAAUUACACCUACAAUUUUUGAUACGAAAUAACAAAGCUGACCUUCGACUGCUUGAACGCAUACGUGAUGAGGUGCGACAUUCCGUGACGCAUAAUGCUACAGUUAUUGCAAAUGGUAUUAUGCAUUGUGGGACAACAUCAGAUCAGUUUUUAAGGGAUCAUUUAAAUUGGUUAGGAAAAGCUGUAAAUUGGGCUAAAUUUACUGCUACUGCUACCCUUGGAGUUAUACACAAAGGUCACGAAAAGGAGGCGUUACGUCUGAUGUCUGCUUAUUUGCCGAAGGAUGCAAGUGGUUCAUCGGGUUCAGUGUACACUGAAGGUGGUGGUUUGUUUGCCUUGGGCUUGAUUCAUGCUAAUCAUGGUGGAACAAUGACAGAAUAUUUGCUCAAUCAAUGCAAGGAGGCUACUGCAGAACCAGUUCGCCAUGGUGCAUGUUUAGGUCUUGGUUUAGCUGCUAUGGGGACUGGUAGAGAGGAUGUGUAUGACCAAAUUAAACUUAAUCUUUAUCAAGAUGAUGCAAUCACAGGUGAAGCAGCAGGGAUUGGCAUUGGUUUGGUUAUGUUAGGAACAGGAUCAACACGAGCUAUUGAAGAUCUACUUGGUUAUGCUAAAGAAACAGCACAUGAGAAGAUUAUACGUGGCGUUGCCUUAGGUAUUGCACUUGUCAUGUACGGUCGAGUUGAAGAAGCUGAUGAACUUAUUGAUAAUUUAAUCAUUGACAAUGAUCCUAUUUUACGUUGGUCUGGUAUGGCAACCAUUGCAAUGGCUUACUGUGGGACUGGUAAUAAUCAGGCGGUAAAACGUUUACUUCAUGCUGCAGUCAGUGACACCAAUGAUGAUGUUAGACGAUGGGCUGUUACAGCUCUUGGAUUUGUUCUAUUCAAGAAUCCAGAGCAGGUCCCAUCACUAGUAUCCUUGCUUGUUGAAUCCUAUCAUCCUCAUUUGCGCUACGGUGCUGCUAUGGCUGUAGGAAUAGCCUGCGCAGGAACAGCGCUUAAAGAAGCUGUUAGUUUAUUGGAAACUUUACACGAAGGAACAGUUCCAUUUGUUCGUCAAGGUGCCUUAAUUGCUAAUGCAAUGGUAUUGAUUCAACAAAAUGCGGUUACUUCCCCUAAGUCUGUGGAUUUCCGUCAGAAAUUGUUAAAAAUUAUCGGUGAUCGUCAUGAAGACUUAUUAGCGAAAUUCGGUGCUAUCAUAGCAUGUGGUAUUUUAGAUGCUGGUGGAUGUAAUAUGACUAUUUCAUUGCAAACACGUACAGGUAAUGCUAAUAUGGCAGCAGCUGUUGGUCUGUUAAUCUUUCAAAAUUUCUGGUUUUGGCAUCCAUUAACCAAUUUUAUUAGUUUAGCAUUUACACCAACUGCAUUGAUAGCAUUGAAUAAAGAUUUGAAUAUGCCAAAAAUGCAAUUUCGUUCUAAUGCUAAACCAUCGACUUUUGCUUAUCCUCAACCAUUGCAACAAGAAAAAGAAAAGAAACGUGAAAAAGUAGAGACAGCUAUUUUAAGUAUAACAGCUAAACAACGUAAAAAAGAGGCUGAUCGGAAACAACACAAAGAACAACAACAACAACAGUCGACAACCACCGGUGGAGCAUCAGCUCGCAAAGAUACUCAAAACAAAGAAAUUAAAAUGGAUGUAGAUACUCCACCAGAAACUGCCAAAGAAGAACAACCUUCAACACCAUCGACUGAAACCAAAGAAGAGAAAGAACCGAAUUUCAGUUUACUGAAUAAUCCAGCUAGAGUAAUGCGUGCACAACAAAGAUAUGUAACUCUUCCUGAAGCAUCUCGUUACGUAACUUUAAAACCAAUCAGUCAGGGCGGAAUACUAAUGGUGCAAGAUAAAAGUCCUCAGGAUGCAGAAGUUUUAGUUGAAAAUGUACUUGGACAUGGUCCUACCUUGGAACGAUCAGGAGCCAAUGGGGGAGCUGGAUCAGCUGGAGGCGCAGGCAGCUCUGAUCUUGCUGCUGCAUUAGGCUCUGGAUCUAACUCUAAAACAGAGCUUAUCCAUGCAUCAACCAUUGGAGCUUAUCUUGACGAAGAUGAUGAUGAAGAUGAUGAAGAGGAUGAGGAUGACGAUGAAGAUUCUUCCAGUGAUAUGCAUGAAGAAGACGAAGAUGAUGAAGAAGAGUUUGAUGUAGCUGCGGCCACUGUUUCAACUGUUGAAUUAGAAGAGGUUGAUGAUCAAACUUCCAAAGUAGAUGUCGAGAUGAGUGAAGCAAGUACAGAGGUAAAACGUGAUAAAAGUCGUGGAUCCGCUUCAAGCCGUCGUAGUGGCAAAUCACAAGUAUUAGGUUCUGAACCGAAUCCACCAGAACCGUUUUUAUACAUAGAAGAAGGCACAACAUCACAAACUACAACGACAACAACAACACCAACUACAACAGUCUCAACAACAUCUAGCAGUUCUGGGAGCAGUAGUACUGGCAGCAAGUCACCCUCUUCUACAAGUACAGACUCCCCUGUAUAUCCUACUACUAAACAGUCAUCACCAUCUUCAUCCUCUGAACCUAUGGAUGUUAUAAUGGAAACUGAUAAAGAAUCCGAAAAGAAAUCAGAUUCUGAAUCAUCUGAUAACAAAUCAAAAGACAAUAAAGGCAAAUAAAUGAAUCAUUAUGUUCACCGCUAUGGAAAUAUUUUAGUUUUGUUUCAAACUCUGGUAUUACACCACUUCUAUACACAUAAAAAAUCUGCAUGAAGUUCUUUCUUGCCUAUUCAUUUUUAACUUGUUAAGUGUGUCUAUUUCUUACCUGAAAACUAAUACAUAAAUAUAUGUUGAUUCUGAAGAGAAAGUUAUCAUCAUGUUAAAGAGUGAAAUUGUUUGAUUUUGUGAGAAUGUUCUUACAUACUUAUUAAAACAUUAAAUGUGUGUGUACACUGACAAUUCAAAAACUGUUAAAAUGUAAUUUGUAUAAAAGCGUUGAAAAUCAA